Astyanax mexicanus (Mexican tetra) is the source of this 4608-nucleotide messenger RNA. RefSeq lists its product as uncharacterized. NCBI's taxonomy places the organism in Eukaryota, Metazoa, Chordata, Actinopteri, Characiformes, Acestrorhamphidae. The record is from RefSeq and is a predicted model, not a curated record. Gene Ontology annotation, molecular function: nucleotide binding; DNA binding; DNA-directed DNA polymerase activity. The transcript has 2 exons. Bases 256 to 4608 code for a protein of 1450 amino acids. Gene Ontology annotation, biological process: DNA replication.
AAAUCUUUUUUUCGAUAGGAAACAGUCCGGCAUUGUCUGAUCACCGAAAUUUCUCCGAUCUCCAACAACAAGAAGAAUGCGAACUGGACGACCUGUACGACUUUCGAUAUCUGAAAAGGGCCGUGGAAAUUUCGCUACGGAGGCUGGAACGUGCAGCUGCAAGCAGAUCACGGGAGGAGUUUAGGUUGGCUUUACCUUUGUUUACAGACCGUGUAAUGCUCUUGGUUAGACAUUGUAUUGAGGAUAUAGAUAAUAAUGUCACAGAAACGCCCCGGUUGUGAUUCUUUGUUAAAUAAGAAUAAAUCUAAAAAAUCCAACAACUCACCUUAUUCAAAUGAAACAAACAAUAACCCACAUUCAUUAAUCAGUGAACCAAGUACCUCAAACCUACAAACAAAUCAUGUAGAACACAACACAGCCCUGAACCCUUUUCUGUUAGAAAUGGUUAAUGAGAUUAAUGGUAGUAAUGAAAGGUUGACUUCUAAUAAUGAACACAGCUCUGAAAUUGUAUCUAAUCUAGAAAAUACAUCAGAAACACCAUACAAUUUGUUUUCGGGAUUAAGCGAAUGCUUAACCAACAUACAAAAUGCAUUAAUAGAACACAACACAGCUCUGAACCCUUUUCUGUUAGAAAUGGUAAAUGAGAUUAAUGAGGUUAACGAAAGAUUGGGGUCUAUUGAUGAACACAGGGAUCAUGAAUUAGCUUCUAAUCUUGAAAAUAUGUCAGAAAAUCUAUCCAUCAUUCAAACCGCUCUAACGCAGCACAACACAUGCACAGCUCUGAACCCUUUUCUAAUGGAAAUGAUAAAUGAGAUGAAUGAAAGCAUGACAGAACCACAACCUUGUGUCGCCACUGUACCAUCCCCUAUAAAUGAUUCGUUUGAAACAUCUCAGGAAUUAUUACAACAACUAAACCAGAGUCUCUUGAGAUUAAAUGAAAUUCUUGCAAACAUGGGUCAGGAUUCACACAAUUUACCAAGUAGUCCUGUUAACGAGAAUAUUUCAAAUAGCCCUUCUACAUCUACUGAUGAAAUGGAGGAUAUCGAUACACUCAACAGCUGUAAUGAGCAACAGCCGGAAAUACAUCAGAUGCCUAGUGUGAGUGAGGGAGAGCAAAUGGGAUUUGGGAGAGAUGAUCAACCCGGACAUGUUUUAGAUCCAAACAUAGUUAUAAAUCAUAUAGAUAACUUCAAUACAACAGAAAUUAGACGGAGGAUAAACUUUUCCUCAUUAGGAAACGUUGAUUCAUUUGGGGAUUUUUACAACUAUGUGUUGGAGGUUUUAAACCGCAUGCUUGAAGUUGGGAACGCUAAAGUAGGCCCACGUGACGUAGUUCAUGUUGAAAUACAAGGCGAAUCUCUCAAUGUUUCAUCGCGUGUUGAGGUAAUCAAUGGUAACAUAGAACUCGAUUCGAUUCUGACCAUGAUAGAAAAAUCGAUACAGAGUAGGUUUGAAAUACUUUCUGACGAAACUAUAGAACUGGUGAUUCGAAUUGUACAUGCACCACAUGGUGGUACACGCAAUAGUAUGUCCAAGAUGUUCAAUUCUGACGUUGUACAACAAAAAAUUAGACAUCUUUACGUUUUUGAUAACCGUGACAACCUUUGUUUUGCUUUAAGCGUUUCCAAAUUGCUGAAUCCGGAACAAAGUGAUUAUCAAAUAGAACAAAACGCGAGACAAUUACAAUCUGAUGUAGGAUUAUCUGUAAAUGAUACGGUUAGCUUUGCAGACAUUACACGAUUUGAGCAAAAGUUGAAUUGCAAAAUUGUAGUGUUGUUCCGAACCACCAAGGUCAAAAAAGGGUAUUCUUUUUUUCAGACUACCAAAACACCCCACAGCAAAACCUUGUUUCUGUUUUUGCACGAGAAUCAUUAUUAUGGAGUGAAAAACCUCAAAGCUGUACUAGGUACAACGUACGUAUGUUCAUACUGUUAUGCAGGAUUUAACAAUAAGAAACAUCAUAAAUGUGAUUACCACUGCAACGUGUGUCUCGACAGCGAAUGUCCCAAACGUGCUAAGCAAACUGUACAGUGCAAAGACUGUCUGAGGAUCUGUAGAUCCCAGUAUUGUUUUCAAAAGCAUAAAUCUCAGAAUGGUACGGAUGAAUCUUUGUGUAAAACUAGGUUCUACUGUACCGGGUGCAACACAUUGCAGGAUCGUGGUUCAAAAAAACACGAGUGUCGUAAAGCCCUAUGUAGACACUGCGGCGCUAAAAUUGAGUCUAACUUUGAUCAUCAAUGUUUUAUGCAACCUUUAAAACGAGAACAGUCGGAUGAAAAGUACAUCUUUUAUGAUUUUGAAUCUAAUCAGGAGACGGGCUACCACAUAGCAAACUAUAUAUGUUGCAUUGAUUUUAAAGGUAAUGUUUGGUCUGCUGAAGGUACCGAUUGUGUUUCCGCAUUUUUCAAAAAGUUUCGGAGGAACAAAUACAAAGGUUAUACUUUUAUAGCCCACAACGCUAGAGGGUACGAUUCCUACAUACUGUUGAACCGUUUAGUCGUAGAAGGUGUUACGCCUUGCCUCAUAGCACAAGGCGGUAAAAUCUUGUGCUUUGAAGAUAAAAAGUUUGAUCAGAGAUACAUCGACAGUCUCUCGUUUCUGCCCAUGAAACUUAGCGCAAUUCCCAAGGCUAUGGGAUUCACGGCUGAAAAAAAGGGGUAUUUUCCGCAUUUCUGGAAUAUCCAAAAAAAUCAAAACUAUGUAGGUCCAUAUCCACAUCCCGAGUUUUACGGUGUAGAUAGCAUGAUGUCAAAAGAGAGAGAUGAAUUUUUUGAGUGGUACAAAACACUCGACGGAAAGGUCUUUGACUUUAAGCAAGAGUUGGUUGCUUAUUGUCAAAAUGAUGUUCGCAUACUCAGAAUGGGGUGCAUGGCUUUCAGGAAUGAGAUACUGAGUAGCACGGGUGUAGAUCCGUUCAAGUGCAUCACCAUAGCUAGCGUAUGUUUGAAAAUCUUUAGAACCAACUUCCUGCCUGAGAACAUGUUAACCAUUCCGCCUCUGGACAAUUACAUCAAUAGGCAGAAAUCAUUCUCCACGCCCGCAAUACAAUGGCUUGAAUACAUCUCUGGCAGAGACAAUAUACCCAUUCAGCAUGCCCUUAAUGAAGGCGAGGUAAAGAUUGGCAACUACUUUGUAGACGGUUACUUUGAAGAUGGUGGUGUCCGAAAAGCUUUUGAGUUUCUCGGAUGUUUUUAUCACGGAUGUGACAAAUGCUUCCCUUCAAACCUGACUCAUCCUCUAAGUAAGACUUACCAAACCUUUGGUGAAAUUUUGCAGCAGUCUUUGGAAAAGAUUCAGAUUUUACAAAACACUCACAACUUGCACGUCACAGUAAUAUGGGAACAUACAUGGAAUGAGAUGAAAAGAUCAAAUCAUGAUGUUAAAAAAUUUCUUGAUCACUUUGACUUUCCUGAGCGAAUGAACCCGCGAGACGCUCUGUUUGGCGGUCGUACAAAUGCGUUGCAUUUACACUAUGUGGCUCAACCCGGUGAGAGAAUAGAUUACUAUGAUUUCACAUCUCUCUAUCCAUACGUAAACAAGACAAAGAGGUACCCCGUAGGUCACCCCACUAUCAUCUUUCGCAACUUUAAGCCGUUGAAAGAUUAUUUCGGUCUCAUGAGACUAAAAAUCUUACCUCCCAAAGGAUUAUGGGCUCCUGUUCUUCCUUUUAGAGUGAAAAGCAAGCUCCUGUUUCCUUUGUGUAGAAUGUGUGCUGAACUACAACAGCAAAUUUGUAACCACACGGACGAGGAGAGGGCUCUGACUGGAACUUGGGCUAGCAUAGAGGUUUUGAAGGCUCUUGAGAAAGGUUACCGAGUGCUGAAGGUUUUCGAAAUCUGGCACUUUCCUAACCAGACGGAUGAGUUGUUUGCAGAUUACAUUAAAAUGUUUCUAAAAACAAAACAGGAAAGCUCAGGGUACCCCUCUUGGGUAGUUGAUGAGGUUGGCAAAAAAGAAUACGUUGAAAAGUACCGCGAGAAUGAAGGCAUAGAACUUGAUCCUUCACACAUAGUUGUAAAUCCUGCCAAGAGAUCUGUAGCAAAACUGGCUUUAAAUUCCUUGUGGGGAAAGAUGUGUCAGAGAUCCGACAGGUCAAACACGACUCUAAUCCAAGACCCUAGCGAGUUUUUACAAUACAUGUUUUCUGACGUGUAUGAUGUAAGUCAUUUCUCAUUUUUGAACAAGGAUGUGGCGAUGGUUCAGUGGCGAUACAGUGAUGAGAGGUUUCUGAAACCGGGUAAUGCUAACGUUUUUAUAGGAAUUUUUACCACAGCGUACGCUAGACUUGAACUGUACAACCUGAUGGAUCGACUCCAACAGAGGUGUCUCUAUACGGACACAGACUCUGUGAUUUUCAAAAGUCAACAGGGUGAUUGGAUGCCGCCUCUAGGCGAUUACUUGGGGGGUCUGACGAGUGAAUUGGAUGCCGGUGAUCAAAUUGUAGAAUUUGUUAGCGGGGGACCAAAAACCUACGGGUAUCGCACUCUCAAAGGAAAGAGUGUGAUGAAGGUCAAAGGUAUAACGUUAAACUAUACCAAUGCUCAAUAUGUAAAUUUGAAAUCGUUGUCAAAUCUGGCAGCAGAAUACGCUUGUCAUACACAACUCUGA